ACUUCCUGAUCUCAUUAAGUUCAUCCUCAGUGAUUUGGCCAGACUCUGCUUCCAGCCUGAAGCAGCCAGGAGAUUGUGUAAGUCAACAGUCCGUCAGGCCCAUCACCAGGCCAACGUCAAGGUCUCUCCCAAGGACACCGAGAUGAAAACAGCAGAAGAGCCAGCCCGGAGGCUUGAGCAGACCCUGGAGGGGCUGAGGAAGGAAUUGGCUGAGAUGCAGAUCCAAGACCAGAAGCUCCUGCUCACCCUGCGGCAUCUUCGCAGUGUCCUGGAGGAGCUGCGUUCCGAGAGUUCCUCCUGGGAGGACGCCAUGUCCAGCAGAGGGACAUCGCCCAUCAGAGCUCGAGCAGGCUCCGAAGGCCGGGGUCAGCAGCCCAUGGCAUCCAGGCGGCUGGCCCAGCUCCUCCACGGGGCAGAUGGCCGACGAAGCUCCCUCCCUUAACUGGUCAGAGAUGACCCUGGGCUUGAACCUCCCACCACUAAUCUAAGUUUUGUGAUGCUGUUGGGGUGGGGAACACUAGGAUGGGAGUCUGGAAGUCCCUAGGUUCGCCUCUGUCCUCAUCCGCUAAAUGUCCCUCGACUUCUC
Messenger RNA from Pipistrellus kuhlii (Kuhl's pipistrelle), 586 nucleotides. It is a transcript of the gene CUNH20orf202, whose product is annotated as chromosome unknown C20orf202 homolog. NCBI's taxonomy places the organism in Eukaryota, Metazoa, Chordata, Mammalia, Chiroptera, Vespertilionidae. The record is from RefSeq and is a predicted model, not a curated record. Bases 143 to 442 code for a protein of 99 amino acids. The transcript has 2 exons.